This is a messenger RNA of Rhinocladiella mackenziei CBS 650.93, 369 nucleotides long. RefSeq lists its product as uncharacterized. The coding region runs from base 1 to 369 and encodes 122 amino acids. The transcript has a single exon. Lineage: Eukaryota; Fungi; Ascomycota; Eurotiomycetes; Chaetothyriales; Herpotrichiellaceae. The record is from RefSeq and is a predicted model, not a curated record.
AUGUCAAGAACACAAGCUUCCUCUGAUGCAGAGGGUGGCAUAUCCAGUGUUGAAUUGCCUUCCUUCUUGGCAGUCUCUACCUGUCAACUAUUCAAAUCUUCCACUGAUUCAGAUCCUGAAUCAUCAGACGCUGAAUCAGCUUCACCUUCCGUGGCUUACGGUCACGGGCCACUUGAAACCUUCCGGAACUGUGUACUCGAGUACGCCUUGGAACUAUGGCGUGGAGUAUCUCCAAAUCAAGUCAAUGUUGAGCUUAUAGCAGGUAAAGAGUUCAACCGUAUCGUUGGUUUCUCUAAGCAGCCUGACGGGCAUCAAGAAGAGACUCAAUAUAUUCUACGGGAUAUCACGUUUUGCAUUCGCAAAGGUUGA